AUGCCGGACAUGGAGAAAGUCAUGUUGGAUGCUGAUGUCGAGAUCUUCAAUUGGGUCCUGCAGGCCGAAGAAACUGCAACUGCCACCACCAACCGGGAGGUUGAGCCUUUGGUCAAAGAAAUCGCAGAGGAGGAUCAAGCCUUGGAGCCUGUGCACCAAGACAACGCCGACUCUGAUGAUGAGAUCGUGAAGGUCAAAGCGCUCACCUUGGAGGACCGACUUGAAGCCCGGCGCCUUGGACUCUCUGAAGAGCCGGACCAAGACUGGCAGGAUCCAUCCUAUGAGGCCGACGACAAGGAGGAACAGUUCACUGGCUGGGACAUGGUCGAGGAUGACAAGCGCCCGCCGGGAGUCGUGGCCAGCGAUCCGAUCAAUGAGGCUGACGAUGAGUUCGACAUCGACGAGCUCGAGACCGUCGCCUCCGUGGAGAUCAUUGAAGAGGAGGAGUUCCAUGACGUCGACGAAGGCCAGGCCGAGGGCAUCGAUGAUGACGAUGAUGACGACAUGGCCGUGAUCAGCAAGAUUUCAUCCCUUGACGCCUUUGGCAGCAAGGAUGCUGAUGCACGGGUUGACCCGGAGCCAAUGGACGUGGAUGACCAGGGCAACAGGAUGGUCAAGAGCACCGGGACGUCGUCUGUGAAGAAGUGGAAGACGAGCUCACCCUCUGCGCCGGCGGGAGCCGUGCCUUCUGGUCCGACCGACAAGCUGAAGCCCAAGGCGAAGCCGGCCAAGAGGCCAUGCCCAAGCCGAAGCUCAAGGUUGUUGACGAAGGAUUUGGUCUGGAUCGAGCCGAGCAACAUGAUCGGGGUGCCUGAGAGACGGGUCGAUUUCGGACGUUUGAGCUCGAUCUCUCACGCCAUGUCGGACUACUUGCGAGGGAGACUUAAGCGCGAGGAAGAGGUGUUGAUGGUUGUUCGCAACUCUCCGAUGAGAAGGUUCAGAGUUCAGGUCAACAGCCUCUCCUCCGGCAAGUUGAAGUGGACGCCGGUGCGGAUCCGUGCGAUCCAGGGGCACCGUGCAUUCCUCGUCGGGCAGGGCGGCAUGGCUUCAAUGAUUCGAACCAUGUAUACUUUCGACCCUGACUUUGACCUUGCAAAGGUGGAUGAUCCGUCAGUGCAUCCUGCAUUUUCUGCGAGGCCGGAAGACUCGCCAGUUUGGGAAGAUUUUCCACGUGUGAUCUAUCACACAUGUGACCAGGCGGCAUUCCUCUCCAUCAUCCGCUAUAUGGCUUGGUGCUUCUUCGUGAAUCGCGCCUAUGUGAACCACAGAAAGGCGUACCAAGAGAUUCUGAAGGAAGCCAAGGAGAACUUCGACCCGACCGACGUGCUCAUCAGCAAAAUGGAGAUGUUCACAGAGGACGCCAAGGUGAACUUUGACGGGAUCAAGGCCCGAAUCGAGUUCGGCAAGCUGCUGCCGUUUUCAAGGCGAGAAGAUCUUCAGGUCGAGAAGAGCACUGCCACUCGGGAGGGUGAGCCUGCAUCUGGAACUCAACUGGUGCAAGGCUACACCAUUGCCAAGAUGGCCGCAAUGACGAGCACGGACGCCUGUGGAUUUCAACGUCGUGGACGCCACGGAGUGGGAGGUGGCAAUUUGGGGCAAAGGCUAUGGUCGUCAUGGAUUUGA
Molecule: messenger RNA, 1623 nt
Organism: Cladocopium goreaui
Lineage: Eukaryota; Dinophyceae; Suessiales; Symbiodiniaceae
Source: the annotation of a GenBank genome assembly